AUGGAUCCGUCAGAAUUUCCUUUUGAUAUUGAAGCUUACAAAAAACAGUCUGAAAUUGAAGAGAGAUACAUCGUUAAUCGGUUUAGAGAGCGUCGAAAAAAAAUUGUUGAAGAACAAACACCUCGCAGCAAGAGAAAAUACUUCAAAAGAGAUCAUGUUGCUGCAAAUCAAAGGCUUAUUGAUGAUUACUUUGCGAAUCAACCAACAUAUGAUGAUGCAAUAUUUCGUCGGCGAUUCAGGAUGCGAAAACAUGUUUUUCUUCGGAUCGUUGGAGACCUAUCAAGCAAUGACAACUACUUCACCCAGCGAGUUGAUGCAGCCAAUAAAGAAGGUAUAUCUCCAUUGGCAAAAUGUACUACUGCCAUGCGAAUGCUAGCAUAUGGUGUUGUGGCUGAUGCAGUCGACGAAUAUAUCAAAAUAGGAGGCACAUUAAACGACAUAAAUGUUCUAGAUCGUUCUCCGGUGUUUGAUGAUGUUGAACAAGGAAAUACUCUUAGAGUGAAAUUUUUCCUGAAUCAACGUCCGUAUGACAUGGCAUACUAUCUAGCUGAUGGUAUCUAUCCUUCUUAUCCAACUUUCGUCAAAUCAAUCCGACUUCCUCAAAGUGAGCCAGACAAGUUAUUUGCAAAAUAUCAAGAAGGAUGUCGGAAGGACAUCGAACGUGCAUUUGGAGUUUUACAGGCUCGAUUCAAAAUCAUUCGUGAACCAGCUCGCAUGUGGGAUAUAGCCGAUUUGGCUAUCAUCAUGCGGUCAUGUAUCAUAUUGCAUAAUAUGAUUGUUGAAGAUGAACGAGAUACAUAUGCUCAACAUUGGACCGAUUAUGAUCAAUCUGAGGCAAGUGGUUCUAGUACACCACAACCAUUUUCGACUGAGGUGUUACCCGUUUUUGCAAAUCAUGUGCGUGCUAGAUCUGAAUUACGUGAUUCAAAGGUACAUCACGAAUUGCAAGCAAAUCUAGUCAAACACAUAUGA
Messenger RNA from Brassica napus (rape), 972 nucleotides. RefSeq lists its product as uncharacterized. The transcript is spliced from 2 exons. NCBI's taxonomy places the organism in Eukaryota, Viridiplantae, Streptophyta, Magnoliopsida, Brassicales, Brassicaceae. The record is from RefSeq and is a predicted model, not a curated record. Bases 1 to 972 code for a protein of 323 amino acids.